Molecule: messenger RNA, 3792 nt
Organism: Phaeodactylum tricornutum CCAP 1055/1
Lineage: Eukaryota; Bacillariophyta; Bacillariophyceae; Surirellales; Neidiaceae
Exons: 1
Coding region: 1-3792 (1263 amino acids)
Biological process (GO): glutathione metabolic process
Cellular component (GO): cytosol
Molecular function (GO): 5-oxoprolinase (ATP-hydrolyzing) activity
Source: RefSeq, a predicted model, not a curated record
AUGACGUCCACGAGUGCCACCACGAUCAUUCCGGGCGACGGCAAGUUCCAUUUCGCGAUCGAUCGCGGUGGUACCUUUACGGACAUUCACUGCCGGUUGCCGAAUGGUGACGAAAUUGUCCGCAAACUGCUUUCGGAAGACCCUUCUCACUACCAAGAUGCUCCCACGGAAGGAAUUCGUCAAGUCUUGGCGGAAUUCGAUACCGAACGAUUGUACAAUCGCGGGAUUCCGGUCGAAACGUCCCAGAUUGGUUCCAUCCGUAUGGGCACCACCGUUGCUACCAACGCGUUGUUGGAACGAGACGGAGCCCGCAUGGCCUUGUUGACUACCAAGGGAUUUGAGGAUUUGUUGGAAAUUGGCAACCAGGCGCGGCCCAACAUUUUUGAUCUUUCGUGUGCGAAACCCUCUCUCUUGUACGAAAAAACCGUCGCCAUUGACGAACGUCUCGUCCUCGCACAAUUUACACCCGACGAGUACCGCGACCGCUACACGGCGCACGAGGGCGUCACCGGAGAAACCGUAUACGUGGUACGGGAACCCAAUCUCACAGCCGUUCGUGCCGUGCUCGAGUCACUCAAGGCCGACGGAAUUACAGCGAUUGCCGUCUGUCUCAUGCACGCCUACGUCUACGGCGCCCACGAAGACAUGAUUGGGGCACUGGCCGAGAGUGUCGGCGGCUUCGAACAGAUUUCCCUCUCACACCGCGUCAUGCCCAUGGUGAAACUCGUCAGUCGGGGACACACCACCUGCGCAGCAGCCUACCUGACUCCCAAAAUUACUACCUAUCUACUCUCCUUUCAGAAAGGCUUUGACGCGAAUCUCGCCAACGUGCCCCUCACCUUUAUGAAGUCUGACGGGGGCCUCGCACCGGUGCACUCCUUUGGAGGUCACCAGGCCAUUCUCUCCGGUCCCGCAGGUGGCGUCGUGGGCUACGCCAAGACGAGUUACAAGCCCGGCUUUCCCGUAAUCGGCUUUGAUAUGGGCGGCACAUCCACGGACGUCUCCCGUUACGACAAUGCGUGGGAACACGUGUUGGAAACCGUCACAGCCGGCGUCGCUAUUCAAGCCCCGCAGCUCGACAUUCAUACCGUGGCCGCCGGAGGCGGCAGUCGCUUGUUUCUGAAACGUGGCAUGUUCGUGGUCGGACCGGAAAGUUCCCGGGCUCAUCCCGGUCCCGUGUGUUACCGCAAGAAUGGGUACCUGGCCGUUACGGACGCCAACGUUGUGCUGGGUAGGGUUGUUCCCCGGUACUUUCCAUCCAUUUUUGGCCCCAACGAGGACGAACCACUCGACGUGGACGGUGCGCGCGCGGCGUUUGAGGAACUGACCAAAUUGCCAGAAGCGCAGGGCCGAUCAGCCGAAGAACUAGCCUUUGGCUUCCUACAGGUAGCCAACGAAGCCAUGUGUCGUCCAAUUCGAAAUUUGACGCAAAUGAAGGGUUUCGAUAUUACCACCCACACGUUGGCCUGUUUUGGUGGAGCCGGGCCGCAGCACGCUUGCGCCAUGGCCAAAGCGCUCGGUAUGAAACGAGUCUUUGUCCACCGCUUCGGUGGCAUCUUGUCGGCGUACGGAUUGAGCCUAGCCGAUGCCGUCCACGAAGAGCAAGAACCUACUGCCGAGACGUAUCACGGAGGCAUUUCCGAAUCGGGUCAAACCCGAUUGCAAGCCUUGGCGGAGAAGGCCCAGAGUAUGUUGACGGUACAGGGCUACGACGCUUCCGAAAUUGUGACGGAACGAUUUGUCAAUAUGCGUUACGAAGGAACGGACAACGCAAUUAUGAUUCAAGAAACAGCCGACGCGACACUGGAUGACUCCUUCCGGGCCCUGUACAUGCGCGAAUUUGGGUUCGUCUUGCAAGGCCGGGACAUUUUGAUUGACGACUACCGCGUACGGGCCGUCGUCCCCGGAGCCACUCCGCCACAAUGGCCAUCUCCGGAAAAUAUCGGCGCGCCAACACCGAUUGAUACCACCAAAGCCUAUUUCGAACACGGUUGGGAAGACGUGCCUGUUUACAAAGCCGAAGACCUGUUGCCGGGUCAUGCCGUAAAAGGCCCUAGUAUUAUUGUACAGCCUAUUUCCAUUGUUGUACUGGAAAUCGCGUGUGAAGCGCUUGUGACUGCUACGGGUGACCUAGAAAUUACGGUCGGUAACUGCCACGAGCAAGUCGUUGAGGAAGAAUCCAGCGAGGCCCAAAUUAAGGAAGAUCCGGUUCAACUUUCGAUCUUUGCGCACCGCUUCAUGGGGAUCGCCGAGCAAAUGGGACGAACACUCCAGCGCACAGCUAUUUCGGUCAACAUGAAGGAACGGCUCGACUUCUCGUGCGCACUGUUUACCAAAAAUGGUGGACUGGUGGCGAAUGCUCCUCAUAUUCCGGUCCACUUGGGAGCUAUGGAACGAGCUGUGAGUUUCCAAGUAGAGUAUUGGAACAGUGAAGGUCGGGAAAGCAUCAAGGAGGGGGAGGUGCUGGUGUCGAACCAUCCACAGCUGGCGGGGGGCUCUCAUUUGCCUGAUAUUACGGUUAUCACGCCAGUCUUUCACGAAGGUAAAAUAAUCUUCUUCGUGGCUAGUCGCGGUCACCAUGCCGACAUUGGAGGUAUCGCUCCUGGGUCGAUGCCACCCCAUUCCAACAAGCUCGAAGACGAAGGUGCCAUGAUUAUCGCCUUUAAGCUGGUUCGCGAUGGCAAAUUUCAGGAAGAGGGCAUAACGGAAAUUUUACAGUCCCCUGGAAAAUUACCGGGCAACUCAGGAACGCGCAACUUGCGGGAUAACAUGAGUGAUCUACGUGCUCAAGUAGCUGCCAACAAUUCAGGAAUCCGUUUACUGACGGAACUCGUGCAAGAGCACGGGCUGCAUCACGUUGAAGCGUACAUGCAUUUUAUCCAAAAGAACGCAGAAAUUUUGGUGCGCAGAAUGCUUCGGGACUUUUGCAAGGAGCAUGGUAAUCGGGCGCACGCGAUCGAUUUCAUGGACGACGGGUCGCCAAUUGAACUAACUAUCGAUAUCGACCCAAAUACUGGUUCAGCAACCUUCGAUUUUACCGGGACAGGCCCGCAAGUGUUGGGAAACCACAAUGCUCCUCCGGCUGUCACUUACAGUGCCGUCAUUUACUCAUUGCGUUCAUUGGUCGCGGAAGAUAUUCCACUAAAUCAAGGGUGCUUAGCUCCCAUCACGUUCAUUAUUCCACAAAAUUGUUUGCUAAAUCCAUCGUCAGAUGCUGGUGUGGUUGGAGGCAAUGUUCUUACAAGUCAACGUGUGGUGGAUGUCGUCCUAAAAGCUUUCCAAGCCUGCGCAGCGAGCCAGGGGUGUAUGAAUAACUUGACCUUUGGCGACAAGGAGUUUGGCUACUAUGAAACUAUUGCUGGUGGAGUUGGUGCGGGACCCUCAUGGGACGGUCCAUCGGGCGUUCACACGCAUUGUACCAACACACGAAUUACCGACCCCGAAAUUUUAGAACGCCGCUACCCAGUUUUGCUCCAGGAGUUUUCGCUUCGCCGUGGUAGUGGCGGUCGUGGGCGGCAUCAGGGAGGUGACGGGGUCGUUCGGGAGUUGGAACCAUUACGACCGUUGACGAUGAGCAUUCUCAGUGAGCGUCGAACUUUGCAUCCAUAUGGUAUGGCUGGCGGAGAGGAUGGUGCGUGUGGAAAAAAUCUAUUAGUCCGCAAGGAUGGUAUUACUGUGAAUAUGGGUGGUCGAUGCAGUAGCUCGAUCAAUACGGGAGAGCGUUUGCGCAUUGAAACGCCGGGAGGUGGAGGCUACGGAGCCUUUCCGGAGGAAAAGAAGAGUCCUUCGUAA